Messenger RNA from Schizophyllum commune H4-8, 1353 nucleotides. RefSeq lists its product as uncharacterized. The transcript is spliced from 2 exons. Bases 8 to 1222 code for a protein of 404 amino acids. The record is from RefSeq and is a predicted model, not a curated record. Lineage: Eukaryota; Fungi; Basidiomycota; Agaricomycetes; Agaricales; Schizophyllaceae.
CGAUCGCAUGAAUUCAAGCGCGCGCCGCCUUGCCUUUGCCCGUCAUCCCUGCAUCUCGCUCAAUCGACUUCUUGUCCAACUCGCCCUCUUGGAUAUCAUGGGCAUAAGCCAGAGCACCUCAAAUGAUGACUUCGGAUCUUCCUCGUCAACAUCCAUCUCGUCGACCCAGGCUACAGACUAUCCUAUCGCUUCGCCCCUCGGAUUUCUAGGCUCAUUACGGAGGGCCUGGGACAGGAUCAACAGAGGCGGACCGGACAGCCAUCUUCAGAUCAUCUGCCUACGGACCUCCCAUACUCCUUCGACCAUCUAUCUCGCCAAGUACGCCUUCCCCAGCGUGUACGACUUUCAUGCACGUCAGGGCCAAGACCAACGAUCGCCCGUAGGCAGGCCCCUCUGCGUGCUCAACUGCACACUUCAGGAGGUAGAAGCGUACCAAGCAGCGGGUCAGUAUAGGUACAACGCUCUCCAUUACGAUAAAAUCUCGCCUACUUUACUUCCCCUCGAAAUUCUACUCCGCAUCGUCAACGUUGCGGAGCACGUCCAGGACCGGAACAUGCUUACCCUGGCGAUGCUGCAAGCCGAUCAGCAACUCCUCCACGUUGUCAUUGGGAACACCCCCUUCGACCCACGCCGUCCUGCACACAUCGACGAGCUCGCCUUGAUCUCUCGCUUCCUUCGAAUGGUCGAACGGCUCGCUGCCUACCACCUAGAGCCUGUGCUGGUCGAACUACUCGCUCGCAUUCUGUUGCUUCACCCCGCCUCUGAUGACACUCUCGCUGCUCGGCAAUGUCGCGCCUACGCUCAGGUCAGAGGAUUCUGCGAACACAUCGAGCUUGCCGUGUCGAAGCGCACAUACGAACUCACUAGCCACGCUGUGCUCCUCCACAACCCGACGUGCGCUCGUCCUGCUGACUGUGCGGCUCGUUGGGCUGCUGUCAUGCAGCAGUUGUCCUCCGGCUCGAUGGGACUGGAGCCGCUCUCGGGCGACAUCCUGGGGAUGAUUCGGUGCUCUGUCUGUCGCCAUAACCUGCUGGAGAAGGAUCGGCUGUGGAAGAGAUGGUACGUUCAUCACCUGCCUAUGUGGGUCGGACUACCGUCGUGGGAGGUUCUGCUGGAAGGUCGGGACAAGUUUUACGAAAGUCACAAGCAGGAGUUCGAGGUCAGGGUUCCGAGAUAUCGUUACGUGGAUUUUCGCGCAGGGGUAUCGGCGCCUAGCACCUAGGCACAAUGUUUCACUCUCCCGCAUACGGUAUCAUUCGUGAAUCCCUCCCAUUACUAUAGUAUACCUGGAUCGUAAGCAUGUAUUUGAGUAGUAUAUCGAACAGAUUGUGUACCGAGAGUACACUAGCCGCA